AGUGCACACCUUCAGACUAUGAAAGGGAGUACUCGAAAGGGGACGAUGGGAAAUGCUACCUGCAGUAUCGGCCAAGCAACUGCCAGGGAGGGCAGGAGUCGAAGCGAAUCCCGGUUGACCUUCUCUUCUGCGAGCUGAAGCCCGUCCCAUGCACAGAAGCCAACGUGAAGAGCAUGUACCUCACGUGUGACUACAUCCGUGACCCAUCCACCAACCAGCAGCUCUCCAAGACUCGCAUGAUCCAGGUGGUGUAUUACUUUGACAACCAGUGCAACCCUGCUGCUCGCGGCUCCCUUGCCCUUCCAAACAGCGACUACAUCCCAUGCGACACACGCUGUGGUCCGGGGAUGUUCCUCGAAGGCAACAACUGCCACAAGUGCCCCGCAGGCACGUACAGCAUGGGAGGCGGUUUCCGCUACGAUGCAUUUAAGAACCUCGACCCCAAGGUCUUUCAGACGGAGUGCUCCUUCAACAACGCCACAGGCACGUUCCCCUGUGAGGGGUGGUAUGCAGAGGAGGGGCAGCUGAAAGUGGGCUCCUACGACCCUGCCAACUACUGGCUCGAGGAGGAGUGUGCAUAUUUCACCAACAUGACAUGCCACAACAACCUGCAAUCCAUGCUCAAGCUGCCCCUCACUCUCGUCAGGGAUGGGUACGUCACGUUCCGCUUCACAGUGAGUUCAGAGAGGCAGAGGGACGGACUCGUGUUCUAUAUCGACGACCUCAACACCCCCGCCAUGCUGCUUGCUUACAAUCAGUUCGACCCCAAGGAGGUGCGCUUCCCACUGGCAGCGGGCAGGCACACUCUUGUGUGGGCCUAUGUCAAGGACUCGUCCUUCACACAGGGCAGGGACUCUGCUGCCAUUCAGUUUCUGGAGGUGGACGGCACGGCAUACACCGACUCAACCUGCCUCAAAUGCCCUGCAGGAUUCUUCAGUGGGGAGCAAGCCACCAACUGCACAGCAUGCCCUCCUGACCACAUCUCAGCAGAGAAUUCGGGCAGGUGUGAGGCGUGCAACAGCACCACAUACGCCCUCACCAUGCCCCGUACCCAGUGCACCCCGCGCCCUCUGUGCAACGUGACAGUAGACGCCACGCCGACCUUUACACCCUGCUCGGCCUCCUCGCGCACGCGCACGCGAGUGUGGUCAUGGCUCUCCCCUCAAGUCUGCCAGCCCGACCCCUCCCACGGCCUCCCUCCCAACUCCACCGAGCCAUGCGAGCCAUGCCCGUCAGGGCAAUACGCGGUGGUGGAUACUGCCUCUGACACUCUCACCUGCACCUUCUGCCCCUCUGGCACAGCACGGAAUGCCUCAGAAGCAUCAACAGUGCCACCACUCCCCACUCCAGGCACGGCUGCCCCUCCCCCAGCAGCGCCCUCCCCCACAUCGGACGAAACAUGCCACCCAUGCCAGCCUGGCGAGGUGGCAGUGAAGGUGCUCCUGCUGGAGCAUUUCCAGAACGUGGAGGACGGGAAGCUUCCUAGCGGCUUCCAGACGGGAUGCAGUGGGGAGUGUGGGUCGGGCGGGUGGCGGGUGGUGGGUGAUUAUCUCGACUCGGGGUCGAAUAACGGCAAGACUGCCUCUGUGUGGCUAGCACUGACAGUGAAUCUCUCCAUCCCCGGCUACAUCACGUACGACUUUGACGUGGACAUCCCUCCUGGUGACCUGCAGCGCGGCCUCUUCUUCUAUGUGGAUGACAACCUGCUCGAGAACAUUGAGGAUGGGGGCAGCGUGGGCGUGAGCGUGCCUGUCGGUCGCAGCAGCAGCCAGCAGUGGCCCUUGGCAGCAGGCAGCCACCGCAUCAUGUGGGUGUGGGUCGCACUCAACGCCGAUCGCACCCUCGUCGACCGCUCCUCCGCCAUCCUGCACAGCGUGCGCGUGUGGGGUGCGGCACAGGGGGGCUCGCCCGGGUGUGUGCGCAUCCCUGCAGGCGCGCAGAAGGGACAGAGUGGGGACGCGUGGGAGGAGUGCCCUGCAGGGUACUACAGCGAAGGAGGGGAAGGGCUGUGCGAGAAGUGCCCCGCCAACACCUUCAAUCCCAAGCCAGCGGGCAACCGCACAGCCUGUGAGCCCUGCGGCCCAGGCACAACCUCCCUCGAAGGCAGUGCAGAGUGCGCCAUAGGGGACGUCACCUCGCCCUCCUCCUUCUGCACCUUCAUCGUGCGCUCCUUCAACUCCACAGACACUCUGCUCUACGACCUCUCCCCCCUCGCGCACCAAAACCUGGGGCGCCUCGUGGGGCCGAUUUAUGAGGGCCCUUCCUUUGUAGACCUGCAGAAGGGGCCCAAAUACUAUGUGUCGGUGUGUGCUCGCAGCAACAGUGACAACCCUGUGUAUCGGCCUGGUGUUUCCUCUAGUGCUGCUGGGGGUGCUGCUGGUGCUGGCGGUGGGGCAGCUGGGGGCGGUGGUGUGUGGAGUGGUGAUAGUGGUGCUGGGAAGGGGGGCGGUGGCGGCAAGGGAGAGAGAGCCAACACAACGUAUCCGUGCAUCAUGUACACGGGGAAGCCGCUGAACAACACCUAUGUGUGCCGGAUCAACCCGAGUCUGAACGAGCACAGCACCGCCACAUCAGCCCACAGCCUGGGGGACACAGUGGCGCUGGCCCCCCUGGGAAGCUUUUCGCAGCCGCAGCUGCAGCGGAGAGGGCUGGUGAUGACAUUCCAUGGGGAGAGCUGCCCGAUGUCUGAUGCCCCCAGCACCUUCAACCUCACCUUUAUUUGCGACCCUGAGGCUGGCUACGGCCACCCAGAGCCAUGGACGGAGGGGGGCAAGAAGGCAGCUCUAGACCCGAAUCUGUCAUAUCCCGCGUGGGCCAAUCGGUCGGGGGACGUAAUCCCAGUGGGGCGAGAGGCGCCGGUGUCGUGCCUGUUUCAGAUGGUGUGGUACACGGCGUAUGCAUGCCCGCUGUGCACCGUGCUAGAUAUGGAGCCUGUUGCUGUGGCGAAUUGUAUCGACAACAAGCGCUUCACGUACAAGUACAAGACUCCACGGCUUUGCCAGCCAAAUCCACAGGUGCCCUUGCCCCCUGAUGAGUUCUGCCCGCCUUGCACUAAGGACGACUACCAGAGAUUCGAGGACUCGUGCACCGAUGCCAACGGUGUGCACAACGUAACAUAUAUCUGGAAGCUUCCGAAGACUUGUAACGAGGAUCUCCCUGGGUCGGAGAAGCUUCCGGAAGGGACACUGGCGGGGGUUUGCGACAUGGAGGUGAAAUACAUUGCUUCAAGUACUUUGAGCCCUAAGUACAUGGCCAUUUUCGCGCUUGGAGGGCUGGCGAUUGUCGGGCUUGCGGUCAUGACGAUUAUGACAUGGCUCAAGAGCCGGAAGAUCUACAGGGAGUAUGAGAGGCUGUGCGAGAAUGCGGAGCAAGCUGAGGAGAAUGAGAUGGAGGAAAUGGAUGGGGGUGAUGAGGACGACGAGGAUGAGCAUGAGGAGGCACGCUUUCCACUGUUUUCGCUGGUCCUCGUUUUGUGUUCGCCGUCUGUAAGCGCUCAGACAUCGCGAGCCGGCUGCGAUAACAGAGUGGAAAUGGCCAAGCUCAUCGUGUACGCGGGAAACGUCACGAUCAGAGACGACAUCCUUGCUCUCACUGCCAGAUUCGGCCCGGGCCUCCCCAAGACCAAGCCUGAGGCUUACUCCUUCUUUCUUGCUAAUACGGAGCCCUUUCGCGCCUGCUUCCAACCCGUGCCUCCUCUCCCCUCAGGUCAGGCAGUGUUGGUGCAGCGAGGAGAGUGCAGGUUCGCUUCCAAGGCCCUCCGCGUGCAACGCCUGGGAGCAGCUGCUGCCAUCAUCGUCAACGACGAAGAAGAAGGUAUCGUUUCCAUGAGCUGCGAACCAUGGGAGUUGAUUGAUUCCCUUGUGACUAUACCGGUGGUCAUGAUCUCCAAGUCGUCAGGAGAAUAUCUCCGUCUUGCCCUCGCCACCUCGCCCUUUCCUAUCUCCGUCUCCCUGUACGCGCCUCCGAUGCUGGAUCCGGAAGUGCUGGUGCUGUGGGCGCUCGCGCUGCUGUCGCUCGUGGGCGCGUCCGCGUGGGCUGCCGCGGAGGAGAAGGCGGCGCUGGAGGGGAGGAGUGGCGCGGGGCAGUUUCUGGCGGACCAGCCCCAAGGCGACCCGUCAGGAGCGAACGACAAGUCAGCGGUGACAGAAGUGGGGUUUGUGGUGAUAUUGGCCGUGAUGCUGCUGCUGCUCAUGUACCACUUGUCAACCCUCGCCUUCUACAUCAUCGGCUCGCUCUUCGUCGUCACUGUUAUCUGGUUGCUCCACGUGUGCCUCUCCUCGCUCUUCUACUGGCUCUUCCCACUCCCGUCUCCUCGCUCCUCCUGCUUCUCCCGCUCCUUCUUCCUGACCUCCCUCGCCCUCGCCAUCUCCUGGGCCUUCUUCCACGACGACGAGCCAAACAAUUGGGGGGCACAGGAUAUCCUGGGCGUCGCGCUGAUGAUCACGGUGCUGCAGGCAGUGCGUCUGCCCAACAUCAAGGUGCCGACAGUGCUGCUCUCCCUCGCGUUCUUCUACGACAUCUUCUGGGUCUUCAAUGUGGCAGCAGGGGAGCGCACGUGGGUUGAGGGCAUACCCAGUCUGUUCAAGGUGCCAAACGUAAUGGCCCGCCAGGCGGGAUACUUCAUACUAAGCUUUGGGGAUGUGGUGCUGCCAGGCCUGCUCGUUGUCUUCACCAGAAGAUAUGACUGCAUCGCCAAGAAGUUGGGCAUAGAUGGUUAUUAUCUGCCUGCCAUUCUCGGCUAUGCAGUGGGCUUGCUGCUCACCGUUGUUGCUCACCCACACAAUGAAGCAACACAAAUGUUUCUUCUCACGAACGGCAAUGGACAUCCAGCGAUGCUUUACCUUGUCCCUUGCACCCUUGGAGUGGUAGUGCUCUUGGCAUGGCGACGAGGGGAGCUCGGUACACUCUGGAAUGGAAAGGAAAGCUCCGCACCCAGGGUACCUGAGGACAGCUUGGAAGAGCCACUGGUUGGACCUACGACGCCGCGACAAGGAUGCGAUAACAGCGUGGAAAUGGUCAAGCUUGGCGUGCACGUGGGAGGCAACGCCGCGACCAUCAGCGGCGGCAAAGACCCUCAAAUCCUCGCUCUUGAAGCCAGCUUCGGCGCGGGCCUCCCCAAGACCAAGGCUGACGCGCUCUCCUUCUCCCUUGCGCAGAUGCAGCCUCUGCUCGCCUGCUCCGACCCCCUGCCUCCUCUCCCCUCAUUCCAGGGCCAGGCAGUGUUGGUGCAGCGAGGAGAGUGCAGCUUCGCCUCCAAGGCCCUCUGCGUGCAGCGCCUGGGAGCAGCUGCUGCCAUCGUCAUCAACAGUGAAGAAGGCCAAUUCCUCCUUCAAGCCCUCUCCAACGCCUCCGCCUCCUCCCCCUCCGCCUCCCCCUCCGCCUCCCCCUCCGCCUCCGCUUCCCCUGUCACCGUAUCCCUGUACGCCCCCCCACGCGCGCUGCUGGACGUGGCGGAGCUGGUGCUGUGGGCGCUGGCGCUGCUGUCGCUCGUGGGCGCGUCCGCGUGGGCUGCGGCGGAGGAGAGGGCGGCGCUGGAGGGAAAGAGCGGCGCGGGGCAGUCCCUGGCGGAUCAGUCCCAGGCCGAGGCAUCAGGAGCAUACGACAUGUCAGUGGGGUCAGCAGUGGGGUUUGUGGUGAUGUCGUCUGUCAUGCUGCUGCUGCUCUUCUUCCUCAUGUCGCCUCUCGUCUUCUACAUCAUCCUCACACUCUUCUGCGUCGCCGCUCUCGAGCUGCUGCUGCUCUUCUUCCUCAUGUCGCCCCUCGUCUUCUACAUCAUCCUCACGCUCUUCUGCGUUGCGGCGCUAGAGGUGAGGAGUUGUUACUUUCUUCUGCAGUGCCCUGUUCUCCUCCUGUUGCCCCUUCAAGUCGACACAAUAGUCUCCCUGCUCUUCUUCCUCAUGUCGCCGCUCGUCUUCUACGUCAUCCUCACACUCUUCUGCGUCGCGGCGCUAGAGUCGCUCCAUGUGUGCCUCUCCUCGCUCCUCCACAGGCUCUUCCCACUGCAAUCGCCUCACGGCAUCACUCUCCCCCUCCUCGGCUUCGUCUCGUGGCUCUCCCUCUCCUCCUUCCUGCUCUCCCUCGCCCUCACCAUCACCUGGGCCAUCUUCCGCAACCACCCAGACGCAUGGGUUGCACAGGAUAUCCUGGGCAUAGCGCUGAUGAUCACUGUGCUGCAGGCAGUGCGACUGCCCAACAUCAAGGUGUCCACAGUGCUGCUCUCCCUUGCUUUCUUCUACGACAUCUUCUGGGUCUUCAUCUCGCCGCUAUUCUUCAAUGGAAAGAGCGUCAUGAUUGAGGUGGCAACAGGGGAGCGCACCGGGGGAGAGGGCAUACCCAUGCUGCUCAAGGUGCCUCACAUAACGGACCCAUGGGGGGGUUACUCCGUGCUGGGCUUUGGAGACGUCGUGCUGCCGGGCCUGCUCAUUGUCUUCACCAGAAGAUAUGACUGCAUUACCAAGAAGAUGGGCAUGGACGGGUAUUACCUGCCUGCAAUUAUCGGCUAUGCAGUGGGCCUGCUGCUCACGUUUGUGGGGCUGCUUUUGAUGAGCGGCAACGGACAGCCAGCACUGCUUUACCUUGUUCCUUGCACUCUUGGGGUGAUUGUGCUGUUGGCGUGGCGGAGAGGGGAGCUCAGUGCUCUCUGGAACCGAGGAGAAGAGAGCUCUGAACCCAGGGUGUCUGAGGACGAGGAGGAGCCUCUGGUUGGAUCUGGCACUGCUCGCACUACCUUUUCUCAAGGCAGAAGAAAUGAUGUCCUGCAAAGGUCUUCAUAG
This is a messenger RNA of Closterium sp. Yama58-4, 6773 nucleotides long. Lineage: Eukaryota; Viridiplantae; Streptophyta; Zygnematophyceae; Desmidiales; Closteriaceae. The record is from the annotation of a GenBank genome assembly.